Molecule: messenger RNA, 820 nt
Organism: Micropterus dolomieu (smallmouth bass)
Lineage: Eukaryota; Metazoa; Chordata; Actinopteri; Centrarchiformes; Centrarchidae
Product: beta-microseminoprotein J1-like
Exons: 3
Coding region: 236-592 (118 amino acids)
Source: RefSeq, a predicted model, not a curated record
AUGAUAGCUGUUUUGGUGGGGUAAAGUAUAAUGCCAAAGAGAGUUGUUAUAAAAUUUGAUAAUAAUUAGUUUUGACUCAUCUUAUGGCAUGGACCCUAAGUCAUGUUGUCAAAAUGGCAACAGAAUGAUUCAUCUGAGUUUUAGAGAUAUGAUACACUGUUUAACUUUGGAGUUUCCCUGCUUUUUGCCAAAUGCAUGCUAGGACAAAUAUCCUGAUUCAGCAUGCUGAGAUCAAAUGUUAAGACUUGAUGUUUGUUUCUAUUUUCCUAUGAAGAAAUAUUUGGCUGUGGCUUUGCUGCUUUGUGCUCUAGCGUCACUGACAAACGCUUCGUGCUUCCAAAAUCCCAUAAAAUCAGACAUGACCCAUUGUCAGGACAAUGUGGAUAACACGUGGCAUGCAGUAGGAUCUUCAUGGAGGAACAGUGCAUGUUGGGACUGUACUUGCACUGGAUGUUGUGCUGGAUUUUCAACCCCCAGGUGGUUCCCUGACGACUGUGUGUCAGAGUUUGAUGCAAAGAGGUGUGAAUACAUUGUGCAUAAGAAGGACGACCCAACCAUACUUUGUCCAAUUUAUGUUUCCGUAGGAAAGUGACUGAGUGAUCUGAGUGGAAAACUGCCUGUUGUGUUGGUUGGAACACAAGACCACACAGUGGCCAGAAACUGAAAAUAAAAUACUGCUAACAAUGAAAUUUCUAAUUAAUAAUUAAUAAUUUCUUCAUGAUUUCCUCCUUUUUUCAUAUCUCUCUUUGUACGAGGGAAAGGAGAAUUUCUGGUUACAUGUCAAGGAACAUUGAUAAAUAAAAUGGCUUUCAAGUUUGUA